AUGGGCGUUCAAAGAAUCUCCGCGGUUAACUCGAAAAGUCUAGCUAAAUUAGUAGACACCUUUUUAGAAAAUUUAGCCGCAUUGAAAACUUUAGGCCUUCCCACUGAGCAUUGGGAUUUCAUUAUGUUCAAUUUGCUUUUGUCGAAAUUAGAUGUUGAUUCCAUUAAGUUAUUCGAGUUGGAAAAUAAGUCUAAUGAAAUUCCGUCCUUUAAAAAAUUAGUAGCGUUCAUCGAAACACAAUACAUCGCGUAUGAUAAUUUAGACAGUAGUAUAGGUGAGGGAAAGAAGUCGUCGCGGGCCCCAAAUAACACGGAGCCAAGGGCCAACUCCAAACACCAGGCUGGUGAUUCAAGGCACAAUCGUAGUAGCUCGUCGUUCAUAACAAAUUCGUCUUCAGUAUGUUGCGCUCUAUGCAAACAAAGCCAUUAUCUCAAUCAGUGUUCGUUGUUCUUGAAAAAAUCGCCAAAAGAGAGAUAUCAGUUUUGUAAAGAGUCUUCUUCCUGUUUUAAAUGUCUUAAUCAGGCUAACCAUUCAGUCAAGUCGUGUCCUAAAUCCUUCAAAUGUAGCAAAUGCAGUAGUCAUCUCCAUAAUAGCUUGUUACACUUCGAUAGAAACCGUUCCAAUAGUCAGUCGUCCUCAGAAAAUAAUAGUCCAGGGACAUCGGGAAUCGAAUCAUCUACUGAAGUAUCCCAUUGUGCCGCUAGUUUUGUAGGAAAGAAAAAUGAAACCAAAAAGGAAAUCUUGCUCGGUACUGUUUUGGUUCAUGGGAUUGACAGUAAAGGGUGUAAACAACCGUUGAGAUGUCUUAUUGAUUCGGGUUCGAUGAAUUCGUUCAUUAGUCGAAAGGCUGUCAAUCGAUUGGGAUGGCCUAAAACUCCUUGCUCGUUCGAAAUUAACGGACUCAAUUCGAUGCAAACGAAACUGAAUCAGGGGCAAAUAAGUUUCUCUAUCCAACCUCGUCAUCAGGAGUCACCGGUGUUUCAUUUGGAGGCUAUUAUCACAGAUCGGGUUUGCUCGGAUUUGCCCAGCACCCAAAUAGAUAUUUCUGCUUGGAAUUAUAUUAAAAAUUUGAAGUUAGCUGAUCCCAAAUUUAAUUGUAGUCAAUCGGUCGAUUUGUUAAUUGGUUGUAGUAUAUUUUCGAAGGUGUUGUUAGAGGGUAAAAUUGAAGGUAAACCGGGACAACCUGAUGCCCUAAAUACCGUUUUUGGAUAUAUUUUGUUGGGCCCAACUAGCACACCUAACCUUUCGUCAACUUGUUCUUCUUCUUCGUCGCUUGUUUGUCUUUCAAAUGUGGAAGACUCGUUAGAUUCUUCGUUAAGGAAAUUUUGGAAACUGGAGAACAUACCGGAAGAGCCAGUUUUAGAACCGGAAGACGUUCUGUGCGAAACCAUUUAUCGGGAAACACAUAGUCGGGACGUCUCGGGAAAAUAUGUUGUGUCUUUGCCUUUUCGUGAAUCGCCGCCUUGUUUAAAAGAUAGCUAUGAUGUUGCUUUAAACAAAUUUAUUUCGUUGGAACGUCGCUGGUUUCGUCAGCCGGGUUUGCAAAAGGAAUAUUCGUCCCAUAUGCAGGAGUAUAUUGAUUUAGGUCAUAUGCAAUUGGUUCCUGAGGGCGAAAAGACAAAGGGAAAGUAUUAUAUCCCACAUCAUUGCGUUGUUAAGUCGGAAAGUGUCUCUACUAAAAUUCGAGUGAUAUAUAAUGCGUCUCAGAAAAGUCCCAGGCUUGAUAUUCGUCAGAUGUAUCGUAAUAUUUUAGUAGUUCCUGAGCAUACGGAUUAUCAACGUGUGUUAUGGAGAUUUUCUAGCUUUGAGGAGAUUCAGGAAUAUGGUUUGUUAACUGUCAUUUUUGGAGUUGUAUCCUCGCCGUAUCUCGCUCUAAGAACCCUUCAACAACUAGUGUUGGACGAAGGCUCUCGUUUUCCUAAAGCCGCCUCGCUCGUUUGUAAUGCUUCGUAUAUUGAUGAUUUUGUUUUCGGUGCUUCGACGCUCGAAGAAGCACAAAGUUUAGUCGAAGAAUUAGUCGCUUUGUUGAAGUUAGGAGGCUUUGAGUUACGGAAAUGGUGUUCGAACGAACCCAAAUUGUUGUCGCAAUUUCCUGAAUUGCAUAUUAAUCCUCAUUCUAUUAAUUUUGAUCCAGAAUCAAAUGGUCCUUCUUUAAAAAUCCUUGGCUUGAAGUGGAUUGCACAGUCCGAUGUCUUUCAAUUUGCAGUCAAAUUGCAGGAUGUCCCUUGUACUAAAAGAUCGUUUUUGUCCGAAUUAGCUCGAAUUUAUGACCCGUGCGGUUAUCUAACACCUAUUACGUUUUUCAUCAAGCAUUUAAUCCAACGACUUUGGGCAACUGGUCUUGAAUGGGAUGAUCGUCCUCCCUCAGAAAUUAUUCGUGUGUGGGAGCAAUAUAAAACCUGUAAUAUUGACAGACGGCCUGUGGAGUCAACGGGGACAGUAGCAGCAAUGGUCACCAAAAUAACAGACGAGGAAGUGGAGAAAGAAAGGAAAAGCGGUAGGACCAGAUGA
Diabrotica virgifera virgifera (western corn rootworm) is the source of this 2511-nucleotide messenger RNA. RefSeq lists its product as uncharacterized. The record is from RefSeq and is a predicted model, not a curated record. The transcript is spliced from 3 exons. Lineage: Eukaryota; Metazoa; Arthropoda; Insecta; Coleoptera; Chrysomelidae. The coding region runs from base 1 to 2511 and encodes 836 amino acids.